AUGGCUGAGCAGAUCACACACAAGAAAGGCUUGAAACGGCUAGACAAGGAUAAGCGGUUGUUACUGAAGCAGUAUUACCAACUGGAUGAUGCAACCAAGCAGACAGCAGAACAGAGUACGCCAACCAGUAGUAGCGAGACCAAAGAUGCGGGAGAAGCGGAGGGUGGAGCCGGCGACAUGGCUGUCGAGGUUCCGGAGAAGUUGGCAGAAAGCACUUUGGACCAGCUGCUACAAGCGCACAAUCUGCUACUGGGCCGGGAGACAGCCGCGAACAACUCCAUCAAGAACACGAUAUACGACAACUACUACGACCUGGUCAAGGUCAACCAGUUGCUGCGGGAAAUGGGGGAGUCGACGCUUGAAACACGGGUGGGGCAGCUGGCAGACAACUUGCGCCGACUGCGAAAGGACCGGUAA
This is a messenger RNA of Eremothecium gossypii ATCC 10895, 417 nucleotides long. RefSeq names its product Vps51p (gene VPS51). The record is from RefSeq and is marked provisional. The transcript has a single exon. Bases 1 to 417 code for a protein of 138 amino acids. NCBI's taxonomy places the organism in Eukaryota, Fungi, Ascomycota, Saccharomycetes, Saccharomycetales, Saccharomycetaceae.